This is a messenger RNA of Knipowitschia caucasica, 1572 nucleotides long. The record is from the annotation of a GenBank genome assembly. Lineage: Eukaryota; Metazoa; Chordata; Actinopteri; Gobiiformes; Gobiidae.
AUGCUGCUGCUAAAACAGGAGCUGAGCCUGAGUGCGCUGUGGCAGGAGCUCCUGGUGUCCUCCACCGUGGCCGCAGCUGCCCUGAGCGCACUGCUGGGGGGGCCCCUGAACGGCAGCAUGGGCAGACGCAGGUGCAUUCUACUGGCCAGCUUUAUCUUCAGCCUGGGGGGCCUCCUGCUCAGUCUGGCCCCCAAUAAGGAGGUGCUGCUGGUGGGGAGGAUUGUCGUGGGACUGGGCAUUGGUCUGGCCUCUAUGACAGUCCCUGUGUACUUGGCUGAAGUUGCUCCGCCUCACCUGCGGGGGCAGCUGGUCACCGUUAAUGCGCUCUUCAUCACCGGAGGGCAGUUUGUGGCGGCGGUCGUGGACGGGGCGUUCAGCUACGUGAGCCACGGCUGGAGGUUCAUGCUGGGUCUGUCCGUGGUCCCGUCUCUGCUCCAGUUUGUGGGCUUCCUCUUCUUACCGGAGAGUCCAAGAUGGCUGCUGGCGAAAGGGCGGAGCCUGGAGGCGUACACAGUGCUGACGCGCAUCCGAGGAAGAGGCGCAGAAGAGGAGUACGAGUCCAUCAGGCUCAGUGUGGAGGAGGAGAACAAGGAGACCGGGGGAAUGGUCCUGCUCCGGAUCCUGGCUCACGGUCCGACUCGGCGCGCUCUGAUGGUGGGAUGUGGCCUGCAGAUGUUCCAACAGCUCAGCGGCAUCAACACCGUCAUGUACUACAGCGCCACCAUCCUGCAGAUGUCAGGAGUGCGUGACGUCCAAACAGCGAUCUGGCUCUCAGCCGCUACCGCUGCCACCAACUUCCUGUUUACACUGUUGGGGGUGUGGCUUGUGGAGAGCGUGGGGCGGAGGAAGCUGACCCUCGCCAGCCUCAUGGGUACCUGUGGGAGCCUCCUGGUCCUGGCCCUGGGUUUCCUGCUCUCAGCACUGACCUCUCCUCCAGUCACUCUGCCCGGACACAACUCCAGCUGCAGCAGUUACAGUGCUUGUGAAGGCUGUAUGUUGGACCCAGACUGUGGAUUCUGUUACAAACUCAACAGCAGCUCAGUGAUGGACUCGUCGUGUGUCGAUGUGAAUCCGGCAUCUACCAACCACGCAGCUCACGGGCGCUGUGUAAACCAGACCCUGGACUCAUCUCUGGUCUGGGCCUAUAACUUCUGUCCCUCGUCGUUCUCCUGGAUCAUUGUCGUGGGUCUCGUGUUGUAUCUCGCCGCCUUCGCUCCAGGCAUGGGCCCGAUGCCCUGGACGGUGAACUCUGAGAUCUACCCUCUGUGGGCACGCAGCACUGGGAACGCCUGCUCCGCUGGUGUCAACUGGUCCUUCAACGUCCUGGUGUCCCUCACCUUCCUCCAUGUUGCCCAGAGCCUCACCUACUAUGGAGUCUUCUUCCUGUACGCGGGGCUGGUGGCUGUGGCCCUGCUCUUCGUCGCCCUCUGUCUGCCGGAGACCAGGGGGCUGAAGCUGGAGGAGAUGGAGGCCCUGUUCUCUGGCUCCCAGGGGCCUCAGGUCCACUACACACGGAGUGUUUCCGGAGCGGCGUUUAUGGACGGCGACAUCGCACACAUCAUUCUCAGAUGA